Messenger RNA from Heteronotia binoei (common prickly gecko), 1510 nucleotides. Its product is annotated as homeobox protein otx5-A-like. Bases 203 to 850 code for a protein of 215 amino acids. The record is from RefSeq and is a predicted model, not a curated record. NCBI's taxonomy places the organism in Eukaryota, Metazoa, Chordata, Lepidosauria, Squamata, Gekkonidae. Gene Ontology annotation, molecular function: DNA binding. The transcript is spliced from 3 exons.
UGUCCAAUGAUUGUGGCGUAGAAGAAGACUUGGUCUUCAGCUUGGCUGGUCGAGGCACCAUCUCCUUUCAAGCCAAGCCUUUGUGCCGUCCAGGAAUCGCACAGCCCCAGCUGUUUGGUGCCCACCGACCGUGAUCCAUUGGAGGAGACUUUGCUCUAAGCUUGGAAGUUGGAACCCCAUCUGUCAACGAAGGUCCCGUCAAAUGGAAGCUGCCGGCAGAGGAGGCGCCGCUUUCCCGGGGCCCCAGUGGCUGGAGGGCAGCUCCGCAGCGGGCCGCAGAAGGAAGCGGACGGUCUUCACCAAGCAGCAGCUGGAGAUUUUGGUGAGCGCCUUUGAAAAGCACCGGUACCCAGGCAUCGGCAUGAGGGAGGAGCUGGCAAGAAGGAUCGGCGCCCCGGAAUGCAGGGUCCAAGUGUGGUUUCAGAAUAGGAGGGCCAGAUACCCUCUGGGGAAGAAAGAGGAUGCCACAGCAGAUACCAGGCCUUGGAGCCAACAGAAGAGCACUCCCAAGAUGCUGACCACCCCUCGUGACUGGGCAGCAGCUGGACAGUGGCCUCCGGAACACCCAGUUCUAGGAGGCCAGUUAUUUGGACAAAACGACCUACAAGGCAUUCCUCUGCCUCCGAUGUACAAGAGUAUCUCUCUUCCUUCUCCACCAACAGCCAUCCUUCCUUCUCAAGAUUGUCUCAAUAAGGGCAGCGCCUGGCCUUCAGGUUCCCCUGAUAUGCAUCCAGCACUACCCCAGAGACCCCUUCCUCCCCUUCUGCAAAGAAUGCAGUCGGCUACCACCCUGCCCCAGCUGACACUGGAAGAUCUCACCAUUCUUCACUGGCCCACUGGCAGCAACUAAACCUGAGAGCGCUCGUCGUCUCCCCAAGCUCCCCCUUGGGACUUCCACCUGGAUAGGAAAAGAGCCAGUUUGCUGUAGCGGUUAAGAGCACAAACUCUUGUCCGGGAGAGCCGGGUCUGAUCCCCCGCUUCUCCACAUGCAGCUGCUGGAGUGAGCUUGGGUCAGCCACAAGUUCUCUCAAAGCUGUUCUGUUGAAGAAGCAGUUCUGUCCGAGCUCUCUCGGCUCCACCUACCUCACAGGGUUGUCUGUUGUGGAGAGGGGGAAGGAAAGGAGAUUUGUAAGCCACUCUAAGACACCUUCAGAUUGUGAAGGGUGGGGUAUAAAUCCAAUCUCUUCCUCUUCUCUUCACAAGUCAAUGUAUCAGCUGGUGCUGAACCAAUCCUCUGAAGUUCUGGGAGGAGUUGCCCAUGCGGACUUCUUGGCGAUUGGACUGCUUGGCGAUUGAGCUGCUUUGGUGGGUGGUCUUCAGAACAUUCACUUUCCUAUGACCCAGACUACUGACAGGCCCUAAUGUAUUGGACUUCUUUGCGCACUCAAGGGUAUCUUCUGCACUAUGCUUGCUCGGGGUGAAGUUUAAUCUAGUGGUGAGCCUUAUGUCUUCCACUGUAAGCAUUUGAUAAUGGUUUUGGAACUGGAUUAAAAUUAUUUAUUCCACUUCA